Molecule: messenger RNA, 4612 nt
Organism: Lepisosteus oculatus (spotted gar)
Lineage: Eukaryota; Metazoa; Chordata; Actinopteri; Semionotiformes; Lepisosteidae
Product: prostaglandin D2 receptor-like
Biological process (GO): inflammatory response; positive regulation of cytosolic calcium ion concentration; G protein-coupled receptor signaling pathway
Cellular component (GO): plasma membrane
Molecular function (GO): prostaglandin D receptor activity; thromboxane receptor activity
Source: RefSeq, a predicted model, not a curated record
CCGCAAAUGGGGCAGUGCUUAAAAGCAGCUGUUAACUGUUGCAUGUAGACGUAUUUUGCAAUUCCGCUAAAGCUGUCAAGUGCAAGAAGGUCGGGCGGCUAAGUGCGAAUUUGAAAACGCAACCAGAGGAGUCUUUCGCUGAGGGGGGAAGAUAACGCGAUGAAGAAGACUGGUGAAGUGAAAGACACAAGUUGCUGAGAUAAGAUUUUAAAACUACCACUACUUCUGACCCUGCACUACCUUUCGUGGGUUGUGUUUUGUCGAACACAUACAAACUUGAAUGGAUUAGAACACAGUCCGUGGCUAAAAAAAACCCCAAAACAAUUAAACAAAAUGCAGAACAACACCAGCAACACCUGCAGCAUCUCAAAUACCACAGAUCCCACAGCAAAUCGGCAGUCGGUUGUGUACUGCGUGAUGCUCUUUACAACAGGGUUUGUCGGCAACACAAUCGCUCUCUGGAUCCUUUACCGACACAAAACCAACACCAGAUACAACCAUGUCUCCGUUUUCUACGUGCUGGUCACUGGUCUGGUUUGGACGGAUUUACUGGGUAAAAUACUGUUAAGCCCGAUGGUAAUGGCUUCUUACGCGCUCUCCAAAUGUCUGACGGACCUCAGUGACCACCUGUGCCAGACCUUUGCCUCGUUGAUGGCUUUCUUCGGCUUGUGCUCAAUGCUCAUUCUGUUGACUAUGGCUCUGGAGUGUUUGCUGUCCAUCGGACAUCCUUACUUUUAUCAGCAGCACAUCACUAAAAAGAGAGCGCUCCUCUUUCUGCUCGGGAUUUAUGCGAUCUGUUUGGUCUUCUGUUUGAUGCCCGCAUUCAAAAUUGGCAGGUACAGGCAGUAUCAUCCUGGGACUUGGUGUUUUAUCAGCAUGAGCGAGACGAAACCGGAGGAUAAGGCGUUCUCAGUUCUGUAUGCCACACUAAUAUUGGUGAUGAUCCUGGCUAUCGUGGUGUGCAACAUCACGGUGAAGAUAAACCUGUUGAAGAUGUACAAACUGUCCCGCCGGCAGAACAGCUGGAGCGCUUCUUUCGAUGUAACAACAGGAGAAGGGACUUGUCAGCCGCCCAAGAGCCGUCAUCCCGAGGAGUUAGACCACCUCAUUCUUCUGGGGCUCAUGACUUUGAUCUUUCUCAUCUGUUCAGUCCCUAUCACCGUACGGGCCUACAUUGGAGCCUUCAGCCCAGGAGAACCCAGAGCCGAGGAGGAAGAAAAGGACCUGAACGCUCUGCGGUUCCUCUCCGUGAACUCCAUCGUGGACCCCUGGGUCUUCAUCAUCUUCCGCACCUCCCUCUGCCGGACCCUGGUGCACAAGCUCGUGGAGAAGCUGUGCCACAGCCAGAGGAGGCGCUCAUCUCUGCACCAACAGGAACCGGUGUCACAGCAAAAGGCGACAGAAACAUAGCCCCUACUCUCCCGAGGAACUGAGGUGCUGUGUCUGGAAAUAAUAUGUAUAUGUGUGUAUGUGGAAGUAUAAAUAUAAGCAUAUAUGAAGAACAGUAACAGGCCAUCAAGCACAUUUUACUGUGAAUAGAUAUGUAAUAGUGAAUUGUUUUGGGAGAGGGAAGCUUUUGGACACUAGAGCCAAGUCCAGUCAAUCCCUUAAUUGCCCAGUCACCUCUUUGUGUUUUGUGGAGAAUGGGUAAAAAUCAUUUAAAUUUUAUACUGGCCAAAGUAGGCACAGAAAAACUGAGUUUUUCUCAGAUUGUUGGUGGUCCAAACCACGUUUUUUACUUUUGUUUGUGAUGCUCCUCUGACCUAACACAGUGAGCUGUUCAUAAGAGCAAAACUGUGGUGUUAAGCCAUUGUUGUCUGUGAAUGACGCCACUUGUUAGAGGACAAGUGAUGACAGGUAAUGCUAUCAAGUCAUCAUAGUAAUCUAACCAGUGAGUUUGUCCGAAUGGUCAUGUCCCACACCAUCCAUCAUGAACAAAAUUUGAAAUGAAUGUAAGAAAAUAAUCACACAAGCUGCAUCACUAGACAGAGGAACAGAGGACACAACCUCUGUUCCUCCCUGUGGCAAAACCACCGGUACUCACCCACGUCCACCCAGAUGUAUGUAUGACAUACAUGCUUUUUCCAUUCAUCCAUCUUCAGUAACCAUUUCUUCCUAGAGGGUUGUGGUCAGCCAGAACCUAACCCGGCAGGCACAAGGCAGGAGUACAUUCUGGAUGUGACGCCAGUCCUUAGUUGUACAUUAUUUUAUUAUCAGACAAGAUGAAGACCAUAAGACAUGCAUGCAGAAGCGGUCGUCUUCCCCAGGUUAUCUUGACUGGAAAAAAAAAUCAUAAAAAAUAACCUUUGCCAUUGAGAGAAAUGCAAAAAUAAAUGGAAAUGCUAAAGUAAAUGAACAGUGGCAGGGCACAUGGUUCUCAUUCUGGCAUUAGGUGAAUGUUCCAAGAUUCAUGACAGAUUAUAGUGAGGAUAAGCUGCUUUACAGACAGUUGGAAAGUUUCUGGGAAACGUUUACUGAACUUUCACUAAACUGAGCAACAGAAGAUUGAUUGCUGAAAAAAUGUGGUACUAUUUAAUUUUUCAGAUUUUGAUUCAGUUCUUAGCUAUGUAUACUUUGUGAAUGUGGACAUUUUUUGCUAUAUUGAUAAGCAACAGGCCUGCUGCUUGGAACACUAAUAUGUUUAAUUUUUGUAUUUCAAUAUAUAGUUGAAGUAAAAAUGGGAAAUGAACUUACUCCUUUCCAAAACAUCACUAACAUUGUUCUGUGUGGUCUCAUGUCCAAACAUUACUUGAAUUGCUGAAUUUCACUUUACCCACCCUUUUACAUCUCCAUAGUCAACUUAAAUAUGUUUUCAAUGGACAGAUUAGUUAGCAAUCCUCAUAGGCAUCACAAUCCUGAUAAUUAGACCUUUAAACAACGCUUACUGCUUGUUAGUGGAUUUGAACAGGACUUUACUAACACGCUGUACAAUGUGUGUAUAGAAUGUAUAAAGCAGUAACACCUAAUUGAUUUCACGUUUACGAUUAUGUUUCACGUUCUUGUCAACAUUAUGGCAUUGAGAUGCUUUUGAUGCACGAAGAAUUAUUCUAUAUAUUACAAACGUGUUAUAAAGCAGUCUUUCAAAGAUCAUGCCUGUUGUGGAGAGUUAGAAAAGUACACUGUAUAACUAAAAACAAUAUGGGGCUCUUUAUCUCCAUGUCAUCUUUCUCUGUUCUGGACAGUAUGUUUUAUUUAUGGCUUGUGAAAACAGAUGUUUCGGUUCCAUAGCUCCUGGCUGUUGUCAAAGUUUGUGUGAACUUAGGUGCAGACUCAGUUUGAAAUCUUUAGACACAAAGAUGUGAUGACAAUUCCUACCCAAGAAUACAGAAUCCCUUACCAUUCUGUAGAUAAAAAAGUUAGAUAGGUCACCGCAGAUGCGAUCUACUUACUUGAUGCCAGACGCAAAGACUUCUAACUUGGGUAUGUCUUCUUAUCUCCUUAUUUUGUCAUAGGCUCUCUAUUCCCCAAAGCUAAGGCUGAUCACCAUUUGACUAAUGUUAUGAUUUUGUUUAUCUCGCAUUUCCUUUGUCAUUAAAAUGGUCAUUUGCCCCUGCUUUCAGUAAACUGUUACUCUGAGGCUGUACCAGCCCCAUGCCCCAGCCAACAAAAACAGACAUGUGGUUUUGAUACCUGCAGUGAAGGGCAGGACAGUUUCUAAUUUGAUAUGUGUACAACAUUGACAUCCUUUACAAGUCCAUUCAGACAUUCUUAGAUUGUUAAUAUCUCUGCAUGUGGCAUUAACCCUCCAUAUUUACUCAAUAUUAAACUCAAUAAUUAUAUAUCACAUGAAAUAAUGGCAUCAAGGGUCUGUCUGACUGAGGUGCCACAAAGCUACAGUUGUCCCAGAGUCAUAAAUGGAUCAACAAAAAUCCAAUUUGUCCAAAUUAUUGUUUUUUUCCCCUUUUGGAACAUUAAAAAAAUGGAGCCGAACACACACAGUUCUGCUUUGGAGCAGCAAGAUGUACAGUAGCAAUCAAGCAAUACUUGGUAAAUAGCAUAAAUCAUGCAAGAAUGUUUAUCAAUAAGGCUUUUUGAAGUGUCUUUCAUACUGUCUCAUUACUAAACAAAACAUUGUUGAACUUGUCUUUUAUUAGCAGAAACAAACCACGUGGAGCUCAAGAAAUCUGUUUAGUUGUAUUUUGUGUAUUUUAGUUAAUACAGAAAUGAGGAAUUGGCUGGUAAAAUGAAUAUUUCUGUUUGUGUUAGUAUGUUGUACAAUGUGAAUUUAAUGAAUAUUCGUUUCAAUGCUGACAUUUCACAGUUAUGCACAGUAUAGUUUAAUACGUGUGUUUUUGCAUAGAUUAUUCUGUAGUGCUAAAGAUGUUAUCUUUUCUGUUGUAACAGUCUUAAGUAUUUAUUAAUUCUGAUUCGGUUAGGCAAUCACACUGAGAUUACAGCCUCUUUAAGAAGUAAGACCUUGUAAAAAAACUGUAUCCGGUAUUUAGUUUGUGAGAGGAACAGAAGGGAGAGGUGGAGAUUUCUCUGUUACAAAAUAUUUUUUGUUGUUAUUGCGACUUGCUGCUGUUGUGAGUUAAUUUAUGUGAUUUCUGUAAUGACUGCACUGAAUAUUUACUUCUUGUUGUGUGAUAUAUUAAAAAUAUAUUUGAUUUUG